This is a messenger RNA of Dichomitus squalens LYAD-421 SS1, 1309 nucleotides long. RefSeq lists its product as uncharacterized. Lineage: Eukaryota; Fungi; Basidiomycota; Agaricomycetes; Polyporales; Polyporaceae. The record is from RefSeq and is a predicted model, not a curated record. The coding region runs from base 96 to 1100 and encodes 334 amino acids. The transcript has 16 exons.
GGGGCGUGCAGAUUCGUCAGUCUGUCCUACCCUCUCCCGCCAGUCCUUGUAUCUACUAGCUGGCCCUGUUCGAUGACUGAGUGCUGACCUUGGCGAUGUCCGCCGCCGCCGCUCUCGCAUUGCCCUACGAUGAGUCGCCAGUCACACUCGUCUCCCAUGCAGCUGCAGUAAAAAUCCUGACUCUCGUCGGAUUGACCUCCCUUCUUUACGACCAUUUCGUUACGCUUCCCAAUGAGGUUACUUUGAUAUGGCGUGCUCGGAAGGGCGUCGUCUCUACCAUCUUUCUGUUGAACCGCUACAUCGUCCCCGCUAUACUUGCUUUGGAUAUCUAUGAGACGUUUGGAAAUGCCGCUGCUUCCAUCCCGUUCUGCAAGGUGUGGACGAUAGUGCAAAGUUUCCUGACGAUUUCGUCAUAUAUCUCCAUCCACGCCAUCGUUGCGUGGCGAGUGUAUGCCAUUUACAACGGUCAACGCUGGGUGUCAAGGCUCCUGUGGAUCGGAGGCUCCCUCAACUUUGCCGUCUCGGCAGGUAUCACCACGGCAUCGCUGAUACCCAUCAUUUCCGAUCUUCACCCGUUCUACCACUCUUGCGUUGGAAACGUUCCGAAUUAUAUCUGGUCGAUUUGGCUUCCUAGCAUCAUUUUCGAGACACUCCUUUUCGGGCUUACCAUCAAGGCCAUGUUCCACGAAGGGCAGCGUCGCUCGUUGACCUCCCUCUCUCUCCUUCUCUACCGUGAUGGGAUGUUGUACUUCGUUGCUGUUACAUUCUGCUCUCUCUUCUCCCUUAUGGUCUGGGCUCUAGCGGGCCCCGAUCUUCUCGGUCUCGCACGAUACUUCGCGCUCGCCAUGGUGAACAUCGCCGGUUCGCGGCUCGUCCUCAACCUCAAGGAGUAUGCCGCCACCCGCGUCGGCGAUACCGACUUGGAUUGGGACGAGCCGAGUCGGACUCCCUCACGGGAGGCGGUGCUCCCCAUGCCAUACUUCACGACAAGCCACGUGCGCUCGGCGGACGGGGAGUCGAGCGAGCUGAACUGCUCGCUCGACCUUGAGUUGUAUUCCAUCGAGCGGGAGUGCCAGCAACUGGGAACGCGAUUACACUAGGUGCGUUGUACGGGAACUGGGGUUCUGAGUGGGCAGUGUACGAUGACGAGAUUGGGAGCGUGUGGGAAUGUAGAAGGAAGAGGCAUAGACAAUGUUAUUUGCGCGUCACGCGCCCCUCGACAUCACUUACCUGUACAACUGUAUCGUUAGCUUAUCCGGUUCGAGCCCUUCGCCACCGUGCUUGGUGAAAUCUUUGAUGCACCUGUCAG